AAUCACCGACGCGUAUAUCUAGCUCUCCACUUCAAUCUCUGUUGUCUCACUCACUCCCUCCACUUCCUCUUCCAAAGGUUAGUAAGCUAUCAAGCAAACGCCCCACUUGUAACUCGCAAGUGCAAAGUCCCAUCUUCAACUGAAAAUCUCCGUCUUCGUCUUCGUCCCCGUCCAAGCUGCAGACUCGCCAACAUCGUAAGACGAAGAAGAGAAGGAGAAAGAAAUAGAAACUCUCAGAUUUCCCGUAUUUGCUUUCAACUAAUGCUUCAUUUCUAGUGAUAAUUUGAUCAGAUCCAUAAUGGGACACCUUAAUCUACCUGCAUCAAAGCGAAACCCUAGACAGUGGAAGCUGCUCGACCUCGUUUCUGCUGCAUUCUUCGGUUUAGUCUUUCUUUUCUUCCUUCUCGUUUUUACUCCUCUCGGUGAUUCUCUCGCCGCCUCUGGCCGCCAGGCUCUUCUCCUCUCCACUUCGGAUCCGCGUCAGCGUCUCCGCCUCAUCGAGCUAAUCGAGGCCGGUCGACAUCCUCAGCAGAUCGAGGCCUGCUCUGCAGACUCUGUUGAUCAUAUGCCGUGUGAAGAUCCCAGGCGCAAUAGCCAGCUCAGUAGAGAAAUGAAUUUCUAUCGAGAGCGUCACUGUCCGCUUCCAGAUGAGACCCCUCUCUGCUUGAUCCCACCCCCAAAUGGGUACAAGGUUCCUGUCCAAUGGCCCCAGAGUUUGCAUAAGAUAUGGCACGCCAACAUGCCACACAACAAAAUUGCAGACAGGAAAGGUCACCAAGGAUGGAUGAAGGAGGAAGGUGAAUACUUCGUUUUCCCUGGCGGUGGAACAAUGUUUCCUGAGGGAGCCAUACCGUACAUUGAAAAACUUGGGCAGUAUAUCCCUAUAAGUGGUGGAGUUCUAAGGACUGCUCUUGACAUGGGAUGUGGGGUUGCUAGUUUUGGAGGAUAUCUGCUAAAAGAAGGAAUCUUAGCCCUCUCAUUUGCACCUAGAGAUUCACACAAAGCACAAAUACAAUUUGCACUAGAAAGAGGAAUUCCAGCAUUUGUUGCCAUGCUUGGGACUCGCAGACUCCCAUUUCCUGCUUUCUCAUUUGACUUGGUGCAUUGCUCUCGAUGUUUGAUCCCUUUUACAGCCUAUAAUGCAACUUAUUUCAUUGAAGUGGAUAGACUACUUCGCCCUGGAGGAUAUCUAGUCAUCUCUGGUCCUCCUGUUCAGUGGGCUAAACAAGAUAAGGAAUGGGCAGAUCUCCAAGGUGUGGCAAGAGCAUUAUGUUAUGAGCUGAUUGCUGUAGAUGGAAACACAGUCAUAUGGAAAAAGCCUGCUGGAGAUUCAUGCCUGCCCAACCAAAAUGAAUAUGGGCUUGAACUGUGUGAUGAAACAGAUGACCCAAGUUAUGCAUGGUACUUCAAAUUAAAGAAAUGUGUGAGUAGGAUUUCUUCAGUCAAUGGAGAAUAUGCUGUUGGGACAAUUCCUAAGUGGCCGGAUAGGGUUACAAGAGCUCCUUCAAGAGCCAUGCUUGUGAAAAAUGGGAUUGAUUUGUUUGAAGCUGACACACGACGUUGGUCGAGGAGGUUGGUGUACUACAGGAACUCAUUGAAUGUGAAGCUAGGAACUCAAGCCAUACGCAAUGUCAUGGACAUGAAUGCAUUUUUUGGGGGUUUUGCUGCAGCACUUGCUUCUGAUCCUGUAUGGGUGAUGAAUGUUGUUCCUGCUGACAAGCUUUCUACCCUUGGUGUAAUUUUUGACCGAGGCCUUAUUGGAGUCUACCAUGACUGGUGUGAGCCUUUCUCAACAUAUCCUCGAACUUAUGAUCUCAUCCAUGUAGCAGGCAUUGAAUCACUCAUAAAAAAUCCAGAUUCUAGCAAGAACAGGUGCAAUCUUGUGGAUUUGAUAGUGGAGAUGGAUCGGAUUUUGCGACCAGAAGGAACUGCUAUAAUUCGUGAUACUCCUGAAGUUAUUGACAAAGUGGUUCAUAUCGCUCAUGCUGUAAGAUGGACAGCUAUUAUACAUGAGAAAGAACCUGAAUCACACGGGAGAGAGAUAAUUCUGGUUGCAACAAAAAGCUUUUGGAAGCUUCCUUGAGCAUCUCACUUGCAUCUUUGUUCUUUUGUAAUGUAGCAAUUUUCCCGCUUGUUAAUUCUUAUAUUAUUCAGAUAUAUAAUUUGCAUGCAUAAAAUGGAUGCAGAUUCCUUCUUUCCCCUUCAUCUGGUUUAUUUAUAUCAAAAGACAGGUAGGAAGUAUAAAUAUGGAAAGACCUUUUUUUAAAUGUUUAGAAUAGGUAUACUGAAAGCAAUGACAAUUUCAGAUUGUGAUUUGAUUCUAUAUAUGAGCAUCAGUUUGUGGC
This is a messenger RNA of Manihot esculenta (cassava), 2345 nucleotides long. Its product is annotated as probable pectin methyltransferase QUA3. NCBI's taxonomy places the organism in Eukaryota, Viridiplantae, Streptophyta, Magnoliopsida, Malpighiales, Euphorbiaceae. Gene Ontology annotation, cellular component: trans-Golgi network; endosome; cytoplasm. The transcript has 7 exons. Bases 299 to 2083 code for a protein of 594 amino acids. Gene Ontology annotation, molecular function: methyltransferase activity. The record is from RefSeq and is a predicted model, not a curated record.